CUAUAGGCUCCUACAGGCUGCAGGCAGCAUGCAGUUUAUGGGGAAAAUCAUUGGCCUUUGUUGGAGAUUCAGUUGCAAGAAAUCAUAUGCAAUCAUUGAUAUGCCUAUUGUCUAAGGUUGUAUAUCCCAUAGAUGUUUCAAAUUCAACAGACCAAGACAAUAGACGUUGGGAAUAUAGAGAAUACAACUUCAACAUGUCCAUAUUUUGGGCACCUUAUUUGAUAAAAGCAAAUAAAACCGAGCCCAAUAACAUAUAUCAACCUUUUAAUUUAUAUCUAGAUGAACCUGAUGAAUCUUGGAGCACCAAAAUCCAAGAUUUCGAUUAUGUAAUCAUCUCAUCUGGUCAUUGGUUUUCCCGUCCAACUAUGUUCUACUUAAACCACACCCUAGUUGGCUGCCUUUUCUGCUCGCAACCCAAUGUCACCCAAAUGACAUCAUUUUUCAGCUACCAAAAGGCCUUUCACACUGCUUUUCGAACUUUUAAUAGUUUGGAAAAUUACAAGGGUGUGACAUUUCUGAGGACAUUUGCCCCGUCUCAUUUUGAAGACGGGGUUUGGGAUAAAGGAGGAGAUUGUGUUAGGAAAACCCCAUUUAAGAGGAAUGAGAAGGUGUUGGAGGAUUAUAGCUUGGAGUUUUACAAGAUUCAAUUGCAAGAACUUACAAUUGCUCAAAAAGAAGGGAAAAUGAGAAAUUUGAAAUUUAGGUUAUUUGAUGCAACACAAGCAAUGUUGUUGAGACCAGAUGGUCAUCCUAGUAAAUAUGGACAUUGGCCCAAACCAAAUGUUACAUUUUCAAAUGAUUGUGUUCAUUGGUGUUUACCAGGCCCAAUUGAUGUGUGGAGUGAUUUCUUACUUGAACUUAUGAAAAGGGAGGAAAGUCAUAAUAGAUAAUAUUUUAUUAUCUUUUUUAUUUGCCAUUCCAUUUUUUCUAAAGGAAAACUUUUUUUUAUAUAAUUAUUGUUCACAAUUGUUACUUUGUUUGUUGUGGUACAGAAAGGGGGUAAUUUACCCUA
This is a messenger RNA of Solanum lycopersicum (tomato), 1012 nucleotides long. Its product is annotated as protein trichome birefringence-like 19. The record is from RefSeq and is a predicted model, not a curated record. Gene Ontology annotation, molecular function: O-acetyltransferase activity. Lineage: Eukaryota; Viridiplantae; Streptophyta; Magnoliopsida; Solanales; Solanaceae. Gene Ontology annotation, cellular component: Golgi apparatus.